Molecule: messenger RNA, 2127 nt
Organism: Salvia hispanica
Lineage: Eukaryota; Viridiplantae; Streptophyta; Magnoliopsida; Lamiales; Lamiaceae
Source: RefSeq, a predicted model, not a curated record
CAUUUCUCUCUCAUCCACUCACCCCCACUCUCUCUCUCUAGAGUUCGAUUUCCGUCUCAUCUCCACCAUCUCCUUCAAAAUCCAAGGGUUUCGACACUUUGCUGAAGCAAAGGUUAAGCAGGCUUUGGUUUUGCUUUUGAAGGAAACUGCAAAAAAGCUUCAAACAAAGCCCUCUCCUCUCUCUGACCUUUUCUCUGUAUGUAACGUGAUACAGUUUUUUCUCAGAUAAUAUCUACAGUUUCUCUCUCUAGAUAUAUAUGUAUCUAUUUUGUAUGCAUAUGGUGCUACAAAAGCCAAAGUAGUCUGUGUAAUCGUCAUCAAUGCAAAGGACGGUACAGUCUUCCCCACAUCCACUACCCACUGUUUUUCUCUUUCCUAAGUUAAAACCCUAAUCUUCAGAUUCAAAAGCAAAGGGGAAAGGGAUUGAGGAAAGGCAUGUAUGGAGGUGGAUGAUCAGAUUCGAUGUAAGUUCCCUAGAAUCAGCGGUAAAUUAGGGCACGCUCAGAAGAUGGAUGAUGAGGAGGAAGAAGGGGAUUGUAACAACAAGAGAGGCGGAGCCGCCGCCGCCGCCGUGGAUCUCGGUGGUGGAGUUGGGAGAUUCUACAACUGGCCUUCGUCGCGGAUUGUUAGGGUUUCGAGAGCUUCGGGGGGGAAGGAUCGGCAUAGCAAGGUGCUGACUUCGAAGGGGCUGAGGGAUCGGAGGGUGAGGCUGUCGGUGAACACCGCUAUUCAAUUCUACGAUUUGCAGGAUCGGUUGGGGUAUGAUCAGCCGAGCAAGGCGGUGGAGUGGCUGCUCAAGGCGGCGGCGAGCUCGAUUGCGGAGCUGCCGCCGAUGAAUACUCCGUUUCCUGACACCCCCAAGCAGCUGAGCGAUGAGAAGAGGUCGAGCACGGGUGGAAGCGAUCAGCUCUGCUUCGACUCGGCUGAGAUCGAUUUGGACGGUGGUGGAGGUGGAGCCACCGGUGGCGAUUUGAAUUACUCGAAUCAGCAGCAGGUGACGAAAUCUUCGGCGUGCAGCAGCACCUCUGAGACGAGCAAGGGCUCGGGGCUGUCUCUCUCCAGAUCUGAGAGCCGAAUCAAGGCGAGGGAGCGGGCAAAGGAGAGAGUGGCGGAGAAGGAGAAGGAGUCGACGACACAUCACGGCGCCGCGUCUCUCAACACUAUCUCUCACACUACUUCCUUCACCGAGCUCUUGAGUGGCGGAAUUGGUAGUGUCAGUAACAAUGCCUCAAGCCCUAAUUCCACCGCCGCCGCUGCACAAAGGCACUGGUCCUCCACUCCCAUGGACUACUUCACCUCCGGUCUCCUAGGGCCGCCGUCCACCGCCCGUCCGGCUCAAAUGCACAUUCCGGCGAACAACCCUUACACCUCCGUCGCUUCGCCGCUGUUCAGCGUCUCCGCCGACCACCACAACAACCACCACCACCACCCGGAGCUCCAGCACUUCUCAUUCGUGCCAGACCACUUUGUCCCUGCCGGAAACGCCGCCGCGGGAGGAAACCACCACCACCACAACAGCGGCGGCGGGCAGCAGCAGAGCAUUGAGUACAAUCUCAACUUCACGAUAUCCUCUUCCGCCAAUUCAUCUGGCCUUGGUGGCUUCAACAGGGGGACCCUUCAGUCCAAUUCAUCCUCGCCGUCACUACUGCCUCACCUCCAGAGGUACUCAUCCGACGGAUCCGCCCCGAGUUUCUUCCUCGGCACGGCCGAGACCCACCACCAGUUCCUCUCCGCCGGCUACGACCCCCGCGGCCUGCAGCUCUGCUACGGCGACGCCCACGGCCGCCACCACGCCGCCCAGAGAGGGAAAGGCAAGAACUGACACCGUCCAACCAGGUAAAUGCGAAGACGCGCGAAAAAGGAACAGGCGCACUGGCUGAGCAGAGCGCCCCGUGUAGAGCGCCUGUGUAAUGAUUAUUAUGCCUAGGAUUUCUAAUUGCUUCUUCCAAAUCCAAUUCUAUUAGCACACUCUGUUUCACUUGCUGCUCUCUAUUACAUAAUGUUUGUUUUGUGCCCAAAGCAGCAGUUUGUUUGUUUGAGAAAAUCUGUUUUAUCCUCGCAAUUUUUAUGUAACUUGCCUGCUAUUGAGAAGACAAUUGCCCAUAUAAUUUGCUUGGAUUAGUAGCA